AUGCUCUCUCUGCGCCUAGGUCGCAGAUUUAGAACAUACACCACCAUUCCAGCCUCCAUUACCUCGACUUCUAAAACUAAAACUACUUUGACUGCAAAAGAUUUCAAGAAACCCUUAACGUUAGAGGAACCUGCCCUAAUUAAGCUCAAGGCAGAAAGAGACCCCGAAAAAUUAUUUCAUUUGUUCAAGGCUAAUGCCAAUAAUCGCCUUGUUAUAGAAAAUCUGGUUGCAUUUGAAGACACAGUUUCCAGGCUAGCAGGCGCUGGGAGGUUUGAUUACAUCGAGCAAUUACUUGAGCAUCAAAAGGCACUUCCUCAAGGCAGACGCGAAGGGUUCAUAAUGAGGAUUAUCAUGUUAUACGGAAAGGCUGGAAUGAUUAAUCAUGCCAUCGAUACUUUCAAAGGUAUGCAUUUAUACGGUUGUGAUCGCAGUGUUAAAUCCCUCAAUGCUGCUCUUAAGGUUUUGUCACAUUCACGGGAUUUAGAUGCAUUUGAAUCGUUUCUCUGCCAUAUUCGUUGCCAGUUUGAUGUCAACCUUGAUAUCAUCUCCAUGAAUAUUAUAAUAGAUGCUCUUUGUCGAAUGGGUAUCCCUGAUAAAGCUUACAUGGCGAUGGGAGAGAUGGAAAAAUCAGGGAUCACACCUGAUGUGAUCACAUACACUACUCUUAUUUCAUCUUUCUAUAAACUGAAUCGAGCAGAAAUAGGAAAUGGACUUUGGAAUCUUAUGGUGAUGAGAGGCUGUUUACCAAAUUUAGCAACUUUUAAUGCUAGGGUUCAGUUCUUGGUGCAUAAAGGACGCUCAUGGCAGGCUAAUAGUUUAAUGGGUAUGAUGCGUUACCUUGGAAUUUCCCCUGAUGAGGUUACAUUCAACUUAGUGAUAAAAGGGUUUUGUAGAUCUGGUUAUAUUGAUAUGGCUAAAAGAGUUUAUUCUUCUUUACAUGAUGAGGGAUACAAGCCAAAUGCAAGAAUAUAUCAAACAAUGAUGCAUUAUCUAUGUAAAGAAGGUGAAUUUGACAUGGCAUAUACAAUGUGCAAAAAUAGUAUGGAAAAGAAUUGGUUUCCAAGCAUCAGUAGUAUUUGUCAGUUACUUCAAGGGCUUCAAGCCACAGGGAAGAUUGAAAAAGCUAGGUUUAUUUUAUCUUUGAUGCAUAAAAAAGUACCUUCAUUUAGCUCAAAUCAAAUGGGUAUCAUGGAAUCGGUUUUGAAAAAGAGUUGA
Molecule: messenger RNA, 1215 nt
Organism: Lactuca saligna
Lineage: Eukaryota; Viridiplantae; Streptophyta; Magnoliopsida; Asterales; Asteraceae
Source: the annotation of a GenBank genome assembly